This is a messenger RNA of Coffea eugenioides, 408 nucleotides long. RefSeq names its product egg cell-secreted protein 1.2-like. The coding region runs from base 1 to 408 and encodes 135 amino acids. Gene Ontology annotation, biological process: double fertilization forming a zygote and endosperm. Lineage: Eukaryota; Viridiplantae; Streptophyta; Magnoliopsida; Gentianales; Rubiaceae. The record is from RefSeq and is a predicted model, not a curated record. The transcript has a single exon.
AUGGCUCUCAAGUCUGUCAAAUUGCUUUUUCUUGUCAUAACUUGUUUUAUGGUGAUUUCCUGCUCAUCAUCAGCAAGAAAGAUACUGCCAAGAAACCUUUCUGGAUCAGAUGAUCAAUCCAUUUCCAAGCUUAACACCCGGCCUGAGACCAAUAAUGGAAGUGUGCUAGAUUGCUGGAAUGCCCUGUCAGAGAUAAAAUCAUGCACAGAUGAGAUUGCUGCUUACUUCACAAAUGGCACAACUGAUAUUGGACCAGGAUGCUGCCAUGCCAUCAUUGUGAUUACACACAAUUGCUGGCCUACAAUCUUGUCUGCACUUGGUUUUUCAGCGGAUCAGACCUAUAUCCUUCGAGGCUAUUGUGAUGCAUCACUUUCCUCCUUUGGACCAGCUCAAGCUCCAUCAGCAUGA